UUGAUGGGCGCUGUCCCAGUUGAGGAUGGCCCCAUAUAUCCCAAGGGUCUUCAGUUGAUUUGCAUCACAGCCUCAUUGAUCAUGUGUGUUUUUCUCUUGGGCCUGGAUGCAACCAUUAUCACAACUGCAAUUCCUAAAAUCUCAGAUGACUUCGGAUCGGUCGCCGACAUUGGCUGGUAUGGCUCGGCCUUCCGCCUUGCUUCGUGCAUGUCACAGCUCAUUCAAGGACGGCUGUUUGACCAUUUCUCGGUCAAAUGGGCUUUCCUGGUUCAUCUCAUUUUCUUCGAAGCUGGAGCCCUCUUGUCCGGGGCGGCUCCCUCAUCAGCCGCCUUCAUCGCCGGCCGGGCUGUCAGCGGAUUUGGUUUCUCAGGCAUCAGCCAAGGUUGCAUGGUCAUUAUUGCCCUCACCCGCCCAUUGGCACAGCGCCCCAUCUAUGUUGGCGGGAUAGGUGCCAGCGAGUUUUUUGCGACCGCCGUUGCACCCGUGAUAGGAGGUGCCAUAACCUCAUCACUGUCAUGGCGAUGGUGUUUCUACAUCAAUGUUAUUCUAGCUGUAGCUCCGGCGGCGGUUAUUCUCUUGGUGCUUCGGCUGCCCGAGGGGGGCAGAUCAAACGAAUCAAACGCUAAUAGGCUGCAGAAGAUCAAGGAGUUGGAUUUCCUUGGAAUGACCCUUUUUGCGGCGGCCAUUGUCUGUCUUCUGCUUCCGCUCCAAUGGGGAGGCGACAAAUAUCGAUGGAGCAAUGAACGUGUCAUUGUCCUCCUAACAUUAUCGCCGGUCUUCUUCCUGACUUUCAUUCUAAUCCAGAUCAAAAGGAAGGAUCAUGCCAUGCUCCCACUGAGGAUCGUGAGGCAGCGGUCAAUCUUUUUUGGGGCCCUAUAUAGCUUGGCUCUUCAGGCUGUAAAUGGCGUCAGCUCGUACUACCUUCCCAUGUGGUUCCAAGUAGUUAAAGGGGCGAGCCCUGUUCAGUCAGGUAUUAUGAUCUUGCCAAAUGUGGUCGCUGUUCUCCUUUCAAGUAUUCUUUCUGGAUUUGUAAUCUCAUAUUUUGGGAACUACGUCGUAAUCAUGAUACCGGCCAGCGUCACGGUGCUUGCUGGUGCCAUCAUGAUGGUGUUUUUUGACGAGCAAACCAGAUCAAGCUUCUGGAUCCCUACCCUUGCUCUUCUUGGAUUCGGGGUCGGAGCAGCGAUAUCUGGCCCGUUUAUUGCUGUACAGACCGUCUUGAGCCAAGCUGAUACAUCCAUCGGACUGGCUCUGAUGACGUUUUCCCAAGAAUUUGGAGUGGCUCUGUCGUUGGGGGUUGCACAAUGUCUCUUUCUCAGUCAACUUCGUCGAAGCGCCGCCAGGUUGACUCCCAACGUUAAUCCGGAGGCUAUUAUCAAUGCCGGUGCCACGAGUCUGGAAAAGUCGGGUUUGGCCAAAUACGCGUCAGUGAUUGCCAAGGAAUAUGAUGAAGCUCUGAAAUCGACAUUUUAUCUUGCUGUGUCCGUGGCUGCUUGUGUACUUCUGACAAGCAUCUUUAUUGAAAGACGAUCGAUCAAGUCUUCUGCUGCUGGAUAGAUUAUUCUCUUUCUCGACAGCAAAUUAUAAAGGAAACAGACUCUCUGUACAGCUUAAUACGCUGUCAAGGCCAAGUAAAGACAGGUAUAGCAUAGGCUCGCCACGAAAGUAUGAGCGCAAAAUGCACACAAAUUAUAAGGAAGCCUAGUGUGUCCGUAAUUUUUUCAUCUCUACUUCUGAGAUCAAUUCAUUUUUCGAGUUUCGGG
Molecule: messenger RNA, 1763 nt
Organism: Xylona heveae TC161
Lineage: Eukaryota; Fungi; Ascomycota; Xylonomycetes; Xylonales; Xylonaceae
Product: MFS general substrate transporter
Exons: 5
Coding region: 4-1557 (517 amino acids)
Biological process (GO): transmembrane transport
Molecular function (GO): transmembrane transporter activity
Source: RefSeq, a predicted model, not a curated record